AUGCAGCCCCGGUCCGAGUUCUUAUGCAAGUGGCCUGAAAAGGUCAGCGAGGAUGAGCUACAGGCGGAACCGGCAGGCAAGGUGUUGCUCACCAGGAGAGGAGGCAUCUCAGCUGAACCCAGUGGCGCCUACAAUGUUUGCUAUGCCGAUUGGACUCAGCCCGUGCAUCCCAAGACCCAGGAGCAGCGGCAGAGUUUGAGCUCAGCGCUGCAGAAAUGCCCGCUUUUUCAAGGCAUUGACGCUGAAGACUUAUCCAAGUUGGUGGAUGCGAUGGAAAUUCUGCGAGUGAAGGCAGACGAGAAGAUCUACACCAAGGGUGAGAGUGGGACGAUCCUUUUAUGCAGUUUAGCUGAUGUAGUGGCGAUCCUCAACCUUGAAUUUGUUGCUGCUUGGCCUAUGAAGGUUCCCAGCUUUCCACACCAAUGGCCAGUGGCCUCACCUUACCAUGCCAGGCGCAACAACAGUGAUGAGCACUGGCACUCCCUUUACAUCACGGCACAGGUCCAGAAUAGUGCCAAACGCAUUUAUGGCUCAGCACAUAACAAGCAAGAUAAGGAGAUUUUCUUCGAUCCCUACAUGAAGUUUGUGAAGUACCUUUGCAGUCUGUGGGACAAGUAUGACAAUGUUGUUGCUGUCGAGCUUCUGAAUGAGCCUCCGCUGGGUGGCUUACCGAACCUAUGCUAUUCCUUUAUCAUUUGGCGGCAUGUGUCCGGCUUCUUUGGGGAUGUGCUAGAGGUCCUGAAUGCGGAUCCAUCCAUCAAGUGUCCUAUAGCUAUUGCCAACUUUGGCAGUGCAGCUCCAGCCUCAGAAUGCUUCUUCUCGUGCCUCUCUCUCGCAGGCUUUCCGAGUCACACGAAGAAGCAAUACCACUUGCUGGCUCAGCAGAAUCGCCUGAUUUUCUCUUUCCACUAUUACGUUCCUCCCCUCACUGCAUCAUUUCAACAGACCGUGGAUGCCGCAAAACAGUUUGCCACUGACACUCUCCACGGUGCACCUUUAUGGCUCAGUGAGUUCUUUGAGGAUUGCCCUCAGAAGACUGCAGAUCAAAUGGCUAUGGCGGUGGAUCUAGGCAUCAAUGCGGUGACUUACUGGAACUAUGCAGAUACCGACUUUACCCAGCAACCUGGAUGGUUCAAGUAUCCCAGCGAAGUCCUCGGAGCCGGGACUGGGGAGCCCGUGAACACGGCGGGACAAAUUGAUCCCUUGGCCUUUGCCGAGCACUCGAAGACCGUGCUGGCGGGCAUUCAUUUUGGAGCCGAUAUCACGGGAUCCGGUGGUGCUCAGAAAUAUGUCUUGGAGUUGGUUCCCAUGUUUGAGACCUUCGAUGAUGAGCUUAUUGCCAGGAUCACCGACAUUGUAGAGAAGCGAAAAUAUUCGAGCGGCUCCAAGAUCAUCGUCCAGGGCCAGAAAAUCGUGCGUCGUGGGCAGAAACCAAUCGAAGGGCAGACCGUGCCAGCGGAGCUCUACAUUGUGCUGAGUGGUGAAUGUGCUGUGACAAUCUGGGUGGACCAGGUCGGCUCAGACAAGGCGGAGUUGGAAGAGCACGAGGUGAGAAGAUAUGGUCCAGGGGAACGCUUUGGAGAGUUGGCCUUCAUCAACCGGACAGAUCGUGCAGCUUCAGUGACUGCUGUAACGGACACGGAGCUCUUAUGUUUGGACCGGGACACCUUUGAGCGCUUGGAGGAAUUGGAGCUGAAGCAACGUGAAAAUUACGCCUGUGAUCCGCGCAAGGCCUUGGCUGACUUCUACAGCCCGGGUGACCAGCAUGGCCCUGGUGGCGUUGCCCAAACUCCGGGGGAGACACAGUGGUUUGCAGUGUACCGCCCUACUAGUCGAGACGCGCUCGCAAAGAUGCUGAAUCAGACGGCCGUUGGAAAGGGGCUCAAUGUGAAAGGGAAGUCAGCCAAAAAGAACUAUCUCUCUGGAUUUGUUCCUUUCCUUCAAAUCAGUGUGAAUGAGCACAAGGAACAGAUUGGGCCACCUCAAGAUGAGGCAUCCGUGACCGUUUAUUAUCAGUCGCGGGAAUCACAAGAAGCCGCACUGAAAGAACUUCAACGUGCAGAAGCGUGGAAAGAAAUGUCCCCGGUCUAUGAGGACAACUCAUAUCCAGGCGUUUACGGCUUGGUGAUGUCUGAAGACCUCUUGCGUGAGGUCUACAUCGAUACUCCUGACAUCCAGUUCCGUGCAGGUUGGGAGACGGGCCGUGCAUCAGAGCCUGCUUUCAUGGACAUGAACCUACAUGCCUUGCGAUCAGAAUCCUCUCCAAGAGUGGUUUUGUACCAGUAUGAUGCGACAAACGAACUGAAUCCGCAUGGCUUGCUGGUGGCUUAUGCAGAGGAAUAUGAAGCGCGAGGUAAGCAGAUCCGAAGCGUAAAGCCAGUGGUCUCCGAUUUUGAUACAUUUACCAUCGGUAGCAUUGGAAUGAGCUACGAGGCCUUACCGGAUGAACAGCUCGAUUUGAUGGUUUGGAGCUUGCAGCAAGCCAAGGGGAUUCUAAGCAAGCCGGGGAAGAAGUCCUGGAACUCCCGCUGGUUGGAAGUACUGCAAAAGGCCAACCAGGAGGGUUUCCAUCCGUCCAUUCCCCCGUAUGGCUUUGGGGAUCCCACUUCGUACAGGUUGAUUGAGGAAGUGAUCAAAGCGACAGCCAUCUCUGGAGCUGUCCGACAUGGAGCUGAAUGUUUUAACUUCUAUUUUCCCCAAGAGUUUGAUGCAGAAUACCUGGUGGUAUGGCAUGGGUUGCCUGGUAAGCCAUGGGCUUACUAUGACCCAGGUGCUUUGCAGAAAUUCCUCAUGGAGCGAAUUGAGGAGGGCUUUUCUUUUCCAAUCAAUCCAGUUUGGCCUGUUCGCGAUCCAGGCUGGUAUGAGAUCUUUUCGGCCCUCCUACGCCGUGAGGAUGCCAAGAAAUCUUUGAAGGCUUGGUUUCCCCCUCACCGAAGUGUGGUGGAGUGCAUAGAGUCCAUUCACGAAGCAUUUCCACAAGGCUUCCAGACAACUAAGGCUGAGAAUGAUGACCUGGAGCCUGAGGAGCGUGCAGACCUGCUCCGAUUUCAAGCAAAGAGACGCUGGAGAAAGCUUCGAAUGGCCACACGGAUCUCGAGAUCCUUCAGCAAAGAAUCUAAUUCCUCUAAAUGA
Messenger RNA from Durusdinium trenchii, 3132 nucleotides. NCBI's taxonomy places the organism in Eukaryota, Dinophyceae, Suessiales, Symbiodiniaceae. The record is from the annotation of a GenBank genome assembly.